AACAAAUUGAUGUAAAAUAUUUAAUAAAAAAAAAAGUAUUAUUAAUGAUAAAUUAUGACGCAGCGACAUCUUGAAUAAAAUAGAGAACUAAUCUGGGAAUUAUUUCCGGGCCAUGUGAUAGAUGGCAUCACCAUCUUUGCGAAAUGUCACUUCAAGGCGUCUGUCUCCCCCCUGUCAGAGAGUACAAUUUAGAUUUUUCAAAUUCUCAUUGUAAUUAUGAUUUAUAUACUAAUUAUUAAAUAGAACACAUGACAAAUAUCUAUAUUUAUUGUGACGACCAAUAGUUCCAUUAGUUCUAGUCAGAAAUGUUACUUAAUGACUCGCCAUAUGACAUAGAAUUUUUCUACAAUUUUUACGUGAAAUUCCUUGCGGAAUUGUUGUUGUAUUUUAGGAAUUUCGCUCUUUAUAUAAGCUUAUGGCUGUUGGGCUAUGUGUUAGUGUGUUGUGUGGUGUAUCGGCGGUAUGCAAGGCGGUUACCGACGAGGACUCGUGGAGCUUUAGGCGCGAAGAGAGUGUUGGUAGUGGUGGCUCACCCGGAUGACGAGUGCAUGUUUUUCGGGCCCACGAUCUUCAGAUUGUGCGAGCAGGGUGCUGACGUGCAUGUGCUGUGCUUAUCUAAUGGUAACUAUGAGGGCAAAGGCCGUUUAAGACGAAAAGAGUUAUGGGAUGCGUGCAAUGAGCUGGGUGUUCCAGACGAGAACAUAUGUUUAAUUAACGAUGAUAGACUGCAGGACAAUCCGAAGAUCAACUGGCCAGCACCAGUGUUGGCUAAGCUAAUCCAUCACCAUUUAGAAUCAAUAGACAUAGAUACGCUUGUUACGUUUGACCGAGGAGGUGUCUCUGCACACGCCAACCACUCCGCUGUGUUCUACGCUGUUGCUUAUAUGUUCGUUGAGAAGUUAAUACCACAAAGAUGUACUGUGUACACAUUAGAUUCAGUGAAUUUGUUCAGGAAAUACAUUGGAUUUCUUGACUUACCACUUAGUUUCUUAUUGUCUUCUAAAAGAUACUUUCUACGCUGGACGGAAAGUCGUCGCAUAGUCAGAGCGAUGAAGAAGCAUCGUUCACAAAUGGUAUGGUUCCGGUAUCUCUACGUGUUCUUCUCAAGAUACAUGAUCAUAAACACGUUACGGAGAAUCAGUCUCGCUGACAUAGAGCUUGAAUUGGAAGUCGAUGAUUAAGUACAAAGACUAAGCGAAAAUAAAACAAUAAGGUACCUACUUCAGAACAAAAUGAAAAAUGUGGACCGAGCACGCACAGUCGCGGGUAGCCGUUGAGGUUUUUAUUAAUUAUUUAUUACUAGCUGACCGGGCAAACUUCGUAAUGCCUAUAAUUUUUUUCACACCUUUUAAACCUUCCUUGGAACCUCCCUCUUCUUCCACGAAUACUUCAAGACCAAAAUUGGCCAAAUCGGUUCAGCCCUUUUCGAGUUUUAGCGAGACUAACGAACGGGAAUUCAUUUUUAUUUAUAUAGAUUUUUAAUAGUAAUGUUUGACUUGGCGAAGACUCAUUGUAUUCAUGGGAUCAUAAUAUUGGUCUCGAUAAAAGCUCCUAAAAUGAGAUUGAGUCAAAUUAUUAUGUAAAAUGUAACGCGAGUCUCAACAAUGAUUACGACAGGCAUUGGUCGCUAAGUCAGAUUCUUUUUAUAUGAAUUUUCAAUAGUCGCCGCGUCACGGGUGGCGGAAUGCUGCUCAUGAAUGUGAUAAUGAGUUUUUGUCGUCAUCAUUGUCGAGAGUACCAGCACAGAGAUCGGAAUAAGGACUGCUGUUUAUUUACUUACCAGACGACGGCAAUAAUGCAGUGAAAGUUCCAUUUGUCCAUUGACUGCUAAAGUCAAGAAUUAAGGCCGUGCACUGCGUUAGGCGGGCGCCCGCGUUUCGUGCUGUUUCAUGCAAUUCCAUAGAUCAGCGCUGCAUACAGCGGGUCGCCCGUCGCACGUGAUCUAUGAGAUGCCUGCGCCGUUCGCACGCCUGACGUGUAUGUGCCGCCGGUGUAGUGCAGUUUCCUAAAGUAUGGGUCGUUAGCAAAUUUUUAUUAUUAUCAAAUUAGGUCAGGUCUAUAGAAAACACACUAACCAAUCAUUGUGUAUUUUACUUCUCAUAUCAUGGUCACGGUUUAAUUUCCUCAAAGCCAGUUCUGAGUUUGGUAACUUGAUUUAGAUAGAUCGUAGCCCAAACAACUUCGAGAACCACUGGUCUAGUGGUUUGACACCUCUAUUGCACUGACUGGACAUCCCGCUUCACUAGUGACAUCUAGUGAGCAAUAGAAUAAAUAGUCUUUAUUGUCCGCUAGUCUGUUAUUUAGUAUAGGUAUUAUUAUAUAAGGUGAACCUUGCUGUUGACGCUUCUGAGAUGAAUUUAUUUAAACUAAUUAUCUAUGUAUAUAUGUAUUACUUAUGUAAGUAAUGUAAUAGUGGUUGUUAACUUAGUAUGUGUUCAUGGUUUCGUGUAUAUAUAUACAAAUAGUAUAAAUAUGACAAGAAAGAAAAGAUAUAUGAAAUAUAUAGAAACAAGUAAGAAACCUGACUGCCUCGUUGGCUGAGUGGUCGCAAGUGCGACUGCUGGGCAAAUGGUAUCAGGUUUUGUUCCCGGUUGGGCAAAAUAUAACUGGGUUUUUAUAAAAAAAAUCUCAGUAGUAGCAUAGAGUCUGGAAUUGUGCCCGGUAUAUGACAAUA
Messenger RNA from Spodoptera litura, 2674 nucleotides. It is a transcript of the gene PIG-L, whose product is annotated as phosphatidylinositol glycan anchor biosynthesis class L. NCBI's taxonomy places the organism in Eukaryota, Metazoa, Arthropoda, Insecta, Lepidoptera, Noctuidae. Gene Ontology annotation, molecular function: N-acetylglucosaminylphosphatidylinositol deacetylase activity. The record is from RefSeq and is a predicted model, not a curated record. Gene Ontology annotation, cellular component: endoplasmic reticulum.